UGAUAGGCCGCGCAUGCGUCUCGCGCACGCCGCGCUGCUCGAUCGACGAUUCGAGGGGCGACUAGCGAGGCCUUAGCGCGCCCAGCCCAGACGCGUCGCUGCCAGAGUCCCGCAGCUAGGCGGCCGGGAGCUCGCACGGGGGUCGGCGAGGAAAGAUGUUCCGCAACCAGUACGACAACGACGUCACGGUUUGGAGCCCCCAGGGGCGAAUUCAUCAAAUAGAAUAUGCCAUGGAAGCUGUGAAACAAGGCUCAGCCACCGUGGGGCUGAAAUCAAAAACGCACGCCGUUCUGGUUGCUCUAAAGAGAGCACAGUCUGAGCUGGCAGCUCAUCAGAAAAAAAUCCUGUACGUUGACAACCAUAUUGGUAUCUCAAUUGCUGGACUUACUGCUGAUGCAAGACUCUUGUGCAAUUUCAUGCGUCAGGAGUGCCUGGAUUCCAGAUUUGUGUUUGAUAGACCCCUUCCAGUUUCUCGUUUAGUGUCGCUAAUUGGAAGCAAAACCCAGAUACCAACGCAGCGUUAUGGCAGAAGACCAUAUGGUGUAGGUCUGCUCAUUGCAGGUUAUGAUGAUAUGGGUCCUCACAUCUUCCAGACUUGUCCUUCUGCAAACUACUUUGACUGUAAAGCAAUGUCUAUUGGUGCUCGUUCACAGUCAGCUCGAACUUACUUGGAGAGGCACAUGACUGAAUUUGCUGACUGUAAUCUAAAUGAGCUAGUUAAACAUGGACUGCGCGCUCUGAGAGAGACUCUUCCUGCUGAGCAAGAUCUGACCACCAAAAAUGUUUCCAUUGGAAUUGUGGGCAAAGACAUGGAGUUUACUAUCUAUGAUGAUGAUGACGUAGCACCAUUCCUAGAAGGUCUUGAGGAGAGACCACAAAGAAAGCCUGCUCCACCUGCUGAUGAACCUGCGGAAAAGGCAGAGGAGCCCAUGGAGCACUAGUUGGUGAAUGAAUUCCUCUGUGUGUUAACCUACGUGUAAUUAUACAGGAACAUAUACCCAUCUGCUGGUAAUCUUUAUCCUGACGUAUAUGCGUCUUCUACUGACACAUUCUGAGGAUUACUCUUAAAAAAAAAAAAAAAAGAAAAGAAAAGAAAGGAAAAAAAAGAAAGUAAACAAACCCACCUAUCCUUGAAUGGUAGACAGGAUAGUUGGAUCUAUUUUCUUUGACAAGAAAGAUGUUACCGUUUUCUAAAUAGUGCACAAUACUGUUUUUUUUUUUUUUAAUGAAAAGCAUAUUGCCUUUAACUUGUAAGGACAAGUGGAAAUAAAUCUUUCUUGGAA
Molecule: messenger RNA, 1283 nt
Organism: Dromaius novaehollandiae (emu)
Lineage: Eukaryota; Metazoa; Chordata; Aves; Casuariiformes; Dromaiidae
Gene: PSMA1
Product: proteasome 20S subunit alpha 1
Exons: 10
Coding region: 156-941 (261 amino acids)
Biological process (GO): ubiquitin-dependent protein catabolic process; proteasomal protein catabolic process
Cellular component (GO): proteasome core complex, alpha-subunit complex; nucleus; proteasome core complex
Source: RefSeq, a predicted model, not a curated record